Arabidopsis thaliana (thale cress) is the source of this 1728-nucleotide messenger RNA. It is a transcript of the gene WRKY11, whose product is annotated as WRKY DNA-binding protein 11. NCBI's taxonomy places the organism in Eukaryota, Viridiplantae, Streptophyta, Magnoliopsida, Brassicales, Brassicaceae. Gene Ontology annotation, molecular function: sequence-specific DNA binding; DNA-binding transcription factor activity; calmodulin binding. Gene Ontology annotation, cellular component: nucleus. The coding region runs from base 477 to 1451 and encodes 324 amino acids. The record is from RefSeq and is marked reviewed. Gene Ontology annotation, biological process: regulation of DNA-templated transcription. The transcript has 3 exons.
UCUCCAUUGUGUGUGAAUGAAUCAUUGACAUUAUUUUUACUUACUUUGGUCAUGCAAACUUCUUUCUACACCUUUUGCUUAAGCUAAGUUGAAUGAUUUUUGUUAAGAGUGUUGUUAUUUAGAGAAAAUUCUGUCCAUCCAUUAUCUUUUUGGGUUGAAAAAUAUCUUGAAUUUGAAGUAACGAUAAAAUUCGGAUGCCAGGGGUGGGUCCCAGUAACCUCGAACUUUGAGGAGACCAAACUGUUGAUUGCUUUAUUCCGUGGAAAUCCUCAACUCAAUCACAGCCGUUGGAUCAAAACCUCCUUCCCGGUUUGACUAAAAAAUCACCAAAAAUCUGACCCGGUCACCUCCUCUUUUCCCCAUAUAUCACGCAUCCUUCUUCUUCUCUCUUCUCCAUCACAACCAUUUCUCUCUCUCGUCUUCGUCUUCUUCUUCUUCAACGUUCCUCUCCAAAAUCCUCAGACCAAGAAAUCAUCAUGGCCGUCGAUCUAAUGCGUUUCCCUAAGAUAGAUGAUCAAACGGCUAUUCAGGAAGCUGCAUCGCAAGGUUUACAAAGUAUGGAACAUCUGAUCCGUGUCCUCUCUAACCGUCCCGAACAACAACACAACGUUGACUGCUCCGAGAUCACUGACUUCACCGUUUCUAAAUUCAAAACCGUCAUUUCUCUCCUUAACCGUACUGGUCACGCUCGGUUCAGACGCGGACCGGUUCACUCCACUUCCUCUGCCGCAUCUCAGAAACUACAGAGUCAGAUCGUUAAAAAUACUCAACCUGAGGCUCCGAUAGUGAGAACAACUACGAAUCACCCUCAAAUCGUUCCUCCACCGUCUAGUGUAACACUCGAUUUCUCUAAACCAAGCAUCUUCGGCACCAAAGCUAAGAGCGCCGAGCUGGAAUUCUCCAAAGAAAACUUCAGUGUUUCUUUAAACUCCUCAUUCAUGUCGUCGGCGAUAACCGGAGACGGCAGCGUCUCCAAUGGAAAAAUCUUCCUUGCUUCUGCUCCGUUGCAGCCUGUUAACUCUUCCGGAAAACCACCGUUGGCUGGUCAUCCUUACAGAAAGAGAUGUCUCGAGCAUGAGCACUCAGAGAGUUUCUCCGGAAAAGUCUCCGGCUCCGCCUACGGAAAGUGCCAUUGCAAGAAAAGGAAAAAUCGGAUGAAGAGAACCGUGAGAGUACCGGCGAUAAGUGCAAAGAUCGCCGAUAUUCCACCGGACGAAUAUUCGUGGAGGAAGUACGGACAAAAACCGAUCAAGGGCUCACCACACCCACGUGGUUACUACAAGUGCAGUACAUUCAGAGGAUGUCCAGCGAGGAAACACGUGGAACGAGCAUUAGAUGAUCCAGCGAUGCUUAUUGUGACAUACGAAGGAGAGCACCGUCAUAACCAAUCCGCGAUGCAGGAGAAUAUUUCUUCUUCAGGCAUUAAUGAUUUAGUGUUUGCCUCGGCUUGACUUUUUUUUGUACUAUUUGUUUUUUGAUUUUUUGAGUACUUUAGAUGGAUUGAAAUUUGUAAAUUUUUUUAUUAAGAAAUCAAUUUAAAUAGAGAAAAAUUAGUGGUGGUGCAAUGUUUUAUACUAUUGUUGUUGAUGAUUAGUAGAUAUGGGUAUUAGGUAGAACCGUAGAGGUUAUGAAAUUAAUUGCGCACCAAAUGAUAUAGACUUAUGUUCGUCAUUUACUUUUCAUUAUUCAUUGUUUUUUUCCUUAAUUAAUAUAAAUGACUUGGUGGCC